Centruroides sculpturatus (bark scorpion) is the source of this 1609-nucleotide messenger RNA. RefSeq names its product glucose dehydrogenase [FAD, quinone]-like. The record is from RefSeq and is a predicted model, not a curated record. NCBI's taxonomy places the organism in Eukaryota, Metazoa, Arthropoda, Arachnida, Scorpiones, Buthidae. The transcript has 10 exons. Gene Ontology annotation, molecular function: oxidoreductase activity, acting on CH-OH group of donors; flavin adenine dinucleotide binding. The coding region runs from base 23 to 1609 and encodes 528 amino acids.
AAGUCCUUUUACUUUAAACAGCAUGAAGCACAGCACCUUAAUUAUAAAAUAUAUAACUCUAGUUUUCUUUCUAAAGCUCUAUAUUAUAUGUGCUCGGGCAGUAUACCAAGCCGAUUAUAUAAUAGUUGGCGCAGGAACAGCAGGAUCAGUUUUAGCCAAUAGACUUUCCGAACCACCGCAUGUUACAGUUCUUGUGUUAGAAGCAGGAGAUAUGGCUCCUCUAACCUCUGAGAUUCCACUUAUUCCUGUAAAUUUAGCUUUUACAAAUUACAGUUGGCAAUUUAAAAGUGUACCCAGUAAAACCAUAGCUCAAGGUCUUAAAAACAGACAACUGUUAACUGUGGAAGGUAAAGCGCUUGGGGGAACCACAGUUUUAAAUUUUAACUUAUUUGUGCGUGGAGAUUACGACAAUUGGGCAAGACAUGGUGCCAUAGGUUGGGAUUGGAAAAGUGUCUAUCCUUAUUUUCUAAAACUGGAAAACAAUCGAGAAUAUUGCAAUGUAUAUCACGGUGUUGGUGGAAACGUUAUUGUGCAGACACCACCUUUCCAUGCACCAAUAACGAAAGGUUAUUUAGAAGCAGCCAUAGAAAUUGGAUAUACUCCUGGAGACUUUAAUGCAAAGAAUCAAACAGUGUUUCAACCUCCUCAAGGAACUGUUAAUAGAGGAGCACGCUGGAGUGCAGUUAAAGCAUAUAUUAAUCCUGCACGAGGUCGAAGAAAUCUUUGGAUCUUAACUUCAGCAUUUGUUCACAAGAUAUUGAUCCGGAAUAAACAAGCUUACGGAGUUAAGUUCGAGCACUGUGGACAGUUGCACGAAGCUUAUGCUAAUAAAGAAGUGAUUAUAUGUGCUGGGGUAUUUAACUCACCUAAACUCUUAAUGCUAUCAGGAAUUGGGCCAAAGAGUACUUUACGGAAGUUCAAUAUUCCUGUUGUAGCGGAUUUACCAGUUGGAAGAAAUCUUCAAGAACAGCCAUCUACUUUUGGUAUGGCAUUUGGAGCAAACACUUUUACUUAUUCUGCACGACGGAUCACACUAAUGGACUUUAAUGAAUUCUUAGUCAAUGGCACUGGUCCACUGACAUCUUUGGGAGGAGUUGACACGAUAGGAUUUGUAAAUUCUAAAUAUAAUAACGAUCCUGAUUGGCCAAAUAUCGAAUUAUUGCUGUUUUCUUUAUCAGGUGCAGUUAAAAGCACAGGUUUAGGAUCCGUGUUUAAUCUAAACGAUGAAGUGUAUAAGACAAUCUUCGAACCAUUUACAUCGAUUGACACAAUAUCGUGUUUUCCAUAUCCAACACGUCCAAGAAGUAGAGGAUAUGUUACUAUCAGAUCUCGUAAUCCUUGUGAUGAUCCUAUUAUUGAUUUCAAAUUUUAUUCGAAUCCUCACGACUUAAAAGUUAUGGUCGAAGAUCGACUUUGGUGGGAGCUCCUUGAUGUCGACGAACGGGCGCUGACUUGUGUUCCAGGCUUGACAGGAGAGUGUCCGUUGCACAGGAGCCUCUGUCCGGUAAUGCGGAUGCACGGAGAUUUUGGUCACUGGUGGAGAACCUGGGUCCGAGUGGAGAACUGCGGAGAAUCGGCUGGGAGUUUCUCUUCGGAGAGAAGCGGCUGA